Messenger RNA from Drosophila serrata, 4660 nucleotides. It is a transcript of the gene GlyT, whose product is annotated as Glycine transporter. Gene Ontology annotation, molecular function: glycine:sodium symporter activity. NCBI's taxonomy places the organism in Eukaryota, Metazoa, Arthropoda, Insecta, Diptera, Drosophilidae. Gene Ontology annotation, cellular component: plasma membrane. Gene Ontology annotation, biological process: sodium ion transmembrane transport; nitrogen compound transport; amino acid transport. The record is from RefSeq and is a predicted model, not a curated record.
AUGGGGCAGAGCAGCAAGUCAGGAGCUGGCGGCGGAGGAGGAGGUGGUGUGGUGUGUCCUUCAACAGCGAUCAGUAUUGGUGGCUGUGCCUCCGGAACGGCACUAAUUUCACUGGACGCCACUGGACCGGGCGGAGGCGGGGAAACGGAGCACGAGCGUGGAACCUGGACAGGACGCUUUGAUUUCCUGCUGUCACUGCUGGGAUAUUCAGUGGGUCUGGGAAACGUUUGGCGGUUUCCCUAUCUGUGCUACAAUAAUGGAGGAGGAGCCUUCCUUAUACCCUUCACCAUCAUGCUGGUGAUUGCCGGCCUUCCGCUGAUGUUCAUGGAGCUAUCCUUUGGGCAGUAUGCUGCCCUGGGCCCGGUGGCUGUUUUCCGAAGGUUCUGCCCCCUGUUCCGCGGAUUGGGAACGGGCAUGAUCCUCGUCUCGGCCAUUGUUAUGCUCUACUACAACCUAAUCAUUGCCUGGACCAUCUUCUACAUGUUCGCCUCGUUUGCCACCAAGCUGCCGUGGCAGAACUGCGAACCCGCCUGGAGCACCAAGUAUUGCUUCUCCUACGCCCAGGCGGAUCAGUGCGAGGCCACCAAUGGCACCUACUACCUGCGCACCUGCCACAAUGCCACCUCUGCGGCGGAGAACAACAUCACGGCGCUGGCCCUUACCGCCCUGAAGCGCCCACCCGCCGAGGAGUACUUCAACAACUUUGUGCUAGGCCUGUCCAAGGGCAUCGAGGAGACGGGCAGCAUUAAGCUGUCACUGGCCGCCUGCCUCUUCCUGGCCUGGGCGAUUGUGUUCCUCUGCUUGUGUAAGGGUGUUCAGUCCUCCGGCAAGGUGGUUUACUUCACAGCCUUGUUCCCCUACGUUGUCCUUGUAAUACUCUUUGUCCGUGGAGUGACCCUGCCGGGCGCCAGCACGGGCAUUAUCUUUUACCUAACGCCCGACUGGAAGCAGUUGGCCAAUGCUCAGGUGUGGGGCGAUGCAGCUGUCCAGAUAUUCUUCGCCUUGAGCCCGGCCUGGGGAGGUUUAAUCACACUCUCCUCCUAUAACAAGUUCUCCAACAACUGCUACAAGGACUCGCUGAUUGUGGCCUUCUGCAACAUUGCCACCUCGUUCUUCGCCGGUCUGGUGAUCUUCUCGAUUAUUGGCUUCCUGGCCCAUGAGCUCAAUGUGGACGUGGAGAAGGUGGUGGACCAGGGUGCUGGCCUGGCCUUCAUUGUCUACCCGGAGGUGGUCACUCGGCUGCCCAUCUCCCCUGUCUGGGCGGUACUGUUCUUCGUGAUGCUGCUCACCCUGGGACUGGACUCACAGUUUGCUCUGAUGGAGACCGUAACCACUGCCAUAUUGGAUAGGUUCCCCAACCUGAGGCAGUACAAGAUCUGGGUGGUUCUCUCGGUGGCCAUUUUUGGGUAUAUCGGAGGCCUGGGCUUUACCACAAACAGCGGCAUGUACUGGCUGCAAUUAAUGGACAAAUAUGCUGCCAAUUGGUCGGUUCUAUUGAUUGCCAUUUCGGAGUGCAUUCUGAUUGCCUGGAUCUAUGGAUCACAGCGAUUCCUUAACGACAUUCAGGGAAUGAUUGGCAAGCGAUCCUGGUUCUGGAACUUCUUCUGGGGCAUCAUGUGGCGGUAUAUCACCCCAGCUACCCUUCUGUUCAUUCUGUUCUUCAACUGGGUGGAAUACAAGCCGGCCAAGUAUGGACACUAUGUGUACCCUCUGUGGGCCGAUACUGUGGGCUGGAUCAUUGGCCUACUGCCUGUCUGUGUCAUAUUCCUUGUGGCCUUUCACGAGAUCUGGCGGGCGCCAAAGAAUCUCAGCUUUAGGGAGCGAAUCAAGUAUCUGCUGAAGCCCACCGCCGAGUGGGGGCCAGCGGGUAGACCCUGCGUCAACCUUCACGCCGAGCGGUAUCAGAGCCAGAACUACGACGGUGUGACCAACAACCAGAUUCUCAUUGAGCACGAUCCCCCGCCCAAGCUAAUGGAGACGAGCAAGAAGGAGAGCAAGUUGACCAUCGAUGUGGAUGUGGAUGUUGAGUGCCUGCCAUUGGCUACAGUGGGCAAGCGACCAGGUCCUGGCCUACCCAAGACGAUGGGCAAACAAAUCAGUAGUGGCAGCCUGCAGGCAAAUACAAAGAACGGCACCCAUAAAUCACCCACCGAAGUCAGUCCCAGCAAGCAGCCACUUAUACCGACCGAAAAGGAAGCUAAGCCAACGGGCAAAAAGGAUGCUGAGGCAACCACAAAGGUCCUGGCAGCGGGAACCCAGAGCAGCGGACGUGAGUGCACCGCCAUGUCCACGUUUGCGGGCGGCGGAGAGAAGAACCCCACGAAAGUCAAUUCGCCGGCAAAAGCCACGACGGUGACCACAGCAACACCAGCACUUGAUGCAGCUCCCGUGAGUCAGGCCAAGAAGCCAUCGUCCGCCGGCGUUGCCACUGCCACUUUGGUCACCAUAGCGCCAGGUCAAACUCCUGCAGGAGCUGGAGCCAAAAGCAAGACAACAGUGUCAAGUGGUGCCUCAAACGGCAAAGCUCCGCUGCCAUUGGCCCAUAUUGCAGCUCCACCUAAGGACACAAUUACACCAAUCAAACCGACAAUAUCGACAGCAGCGACAACAUCAACAGUUGGCAUUGCAGCUGGAGCCAAGCCGACUGUUAGCAUUGCUGCCAUUAAGGACACGAAGUCGGCAAACACAGACCCGACAAAAGUGUCACCAGCUACAAAAAUCACACCAUCAGCGACUGGCGCCGUCAAAAACAUACCGGCAGCUGCUCCGACUAAAGUAAAUGUUGACUCUGGCAAAAAGCCAACUGCUCCGCUAUCCACGUUCAAGCCAGAAGCAAAGUCAGAUGCAACAGCACCAGCAACAUUCGUGGCCAAGGCAGCAACAGUUAGUGUAAGUGUGACAAAUGGCAAAGUAAGUGCCAGUGUAGCAGAGAUGCAAGCUGCAGUAAGUAUCACAGCAGCCAAACAGCCAGGAGCGAGUGUUGCCAAUGGAGCAGCAAGGUCACAGCCAGCAACAGUUGCAACAACAGUUGCAGCAACAUCUUCAAAGACUCCAACAAAAGCCACGCCGCCUUCAUCGACAGCCACGACCAGUGGCAAGACAGUGGUUGGAUCAUCGGCUACGGAUAAGGGGGCAGCUAGCAGCAGCAGCAGCAUCACAGCCAAAACGACGAAAGCUGGCAAAACAAAACCAGGUGAAAUCAGCCCAACCAAGGCAUCUUCGAAGUCACCAGCCAUCAAAGCCGGCGGAACAACAAGCCCCACAAAAGCAGCUGCCACCAGUAAGGUGGCAUUAGGUGGCACCCCGGCUCCAGCUGGUCUUGGUAAGACAGCAGCCAAGACAUCAGCAGCAACUCCUCCAGCGACACCGGCAUCCAGUGGCAGCAAGAAAGCAGCACCAGCAACCAGCUCCUCCAAGACGACUGCAACAUCGGGCAGUCAGGCCAAAACGAAAGCCAAUUCAUCGGCGGCAACUAAGAAGUAAUAGGACCUAAAGUCAGGUUGGUCGUAGUUCCCAGUAUCGACAACUAUUUUUAUAAGAAUAUAUAUAAAUAUAUAUAUAUAUGUGUAUGUGUGUGUACCUAGCGAGCUAGGCCAACAAUUGCUCUUGGCCCAAAAGAACCCAACUUAAGAUGUAAAUGUAAAACAAGUUAAACUAGGCGAAGGCACAUAACACGCAAUGUUUUUAUAGAUAUUUAAUAAUUAAUAUUUAAUUUGGAGUGGCAUGGCGAGAGCGCGAAAAGGAGAAACCUUCAUGUUUCCUAUGCAAAAGUACCUAUUUUAUCAGUCAUCAGUGUGCGAUAGCUGUUCCUUAGUACCUAAUUUCUAUAAGCCACUCAAGAUGGAUUGCAUUGAUGAUGCUAACGAUGUUUAUGAUGAAGAUGAUGAUGAUGGAUGAAAGACUCGAUUGUAAUUACCGAAAAAGUUAACGUAGGACUUAGUGCAGGAUCGGAACGGGAACCGGAACCGGAAACUUCUCUCAGGCCCAGUUCCUGGUGUUUGUUUAUCUUUUGUGUGUGUAAUAUCCUCCAUGGAUGAUCCCUGUGAGCCCCGCAAUUCGAGAGCAAUGUUGAAAGUGCAAUGGAAAACGUUGAGUUUUAAAAAUAUAUAAAUUUAUAUACAAAUAUACACAAGUAUUACUAUUUAUACGAGUGACGACAAGUCAUUUAAUUGGGUUUGUUUUUCUACUACAAGUACUUUUAAGACUACUUUGGAGGGACAGAAGUAUCGAGUGACGAGUGGGAAUUUUACGUUUUAUAAAUGCAUACAUUUGUUUAUAUAUUUAGAACCGUUUACAUCACCGACCCCGAAACUAGAGCCCAAAGAAUAUUUAUAUAUACGAGUAUAUAUCCCUCAAUCUGUAAAUGUGUCGAUGUGCUCACUGUAAUCUAUGUUUUCUAUGCUAACGAGAGACUCAUGUACCUAAAUGUUAAUCAAGUUGCAUCAAAUCCCCCGAUUUGUGUGCAUUUGUAUAGUUAAGACAAAAAGUAUUUAGAAGUGUUUUAUGUAUGUGGACUAGACCGAUAAUGAUAAUGAUAAUGCUCAUGAGAAAACCAAAAAACAAUAAUUAAAAGUAUAUUUCUAGAAUUUAUAUAACCAUUGUUGUGUAUUCAUGUUGAGAAUAAAUUAAACUUAUAUAAAUAUAUUAAAAUAUACAAAAA